Penicillium maclennaniae is the source of this 864-nucleotide messenger RNA. Its product is annotated as pirin family protein. The transcript has 2 exons. The record is from RefSeq and is a predicted model, not a curated record. Lineage: Eukaryota; Fungi; Ascomycota; Eurotiomycetes; Eurotiales; Aspergillaceae. The coding region runs from base 1 to 864 and encodes 287 amino acids.
AUGACAAACCCACUUUCCCACGCCAAGAUCGUUCUCCGCCGCUCCAGCGAGCGCGGAUAUGCCGAACACGGCGGCUGGCUCAAAUCCUUCCACACCUUCAGCUUCGCCAACUAUUAUGACCACCGCUUCCAAAAUUUUGGAAGUCUUCGAGUCCUCAAUGAAGACCGCGUCUCAGCACGGAAUGGCUUCCCAACUCACCCCCACCGCGACGCCGAGAUCUUCAGCUACAUCCUGAGCGGCGAGCUGACGCACCGCGACAGCAUGAUCAAGAAGGGCUCUGAAGGCGCACAGGGCAAGGACUUCUUUCGUAUGAAGCGGGGCGACGUCCAAUUCACUACUGGUGGAACCGGAAUCGCUCACUCCGAGCAGAAUGAGUCUACAAAGCCGGUGCAUUUCCUUCAGAUUUGGGCUUUGCCUUGGAAGCAGGGACUCAAGCCUCAGUAUCACACUAUGACUUUUAGUGAGGAGGACAAGCGCAAGGCUUUCGUGCCUAUCUUGUCGCCUCUUGCUGCGGGCCCUGAGGCUACUCCGGCGCAGGAAGAAGCUGCUACGCCUAAGAUUCCCAAUACCAUUCCUAUUCACGCGGACUUUGUGAUGGGUGCAGGUAUCAUCGAGCCUAACUCUACUUUCAAGUGGAAUGUUGGCGCAGGAGAUGUCGUCAACUCGAAAAAGAAGCGCAAUGUUUAUAUCCAUCUGCCUAUGACCAAGCAGGGUAAGAUGAGGAUUAAGCUUAACGGCAGUGAAGAUGCCAUCUUGGAGGAGGGUGAUGGUGCUUUCGUCACUGGUGUGAAUGCUGGUGAUGCGCUCCGUGUGGAGAGUAUUGGUGAGGUCGAGGCAGAGGUCAUUGUUCUGGACAGUGAUUAA